UCUUUGUACGGUAAACGAUUCAAUUGAUUUAGAUCCAACGGCUAAAUCCAAAGGGAUUCUCUAACAGUUACAGAUGUCAAAUAACACAUAUACCAAAAAAUUUCCCAACUUGGGCCCAAAAUUUCGCUAAUUCCUUGUUUCCCUCUCAUUCUCUGUCUCUCUCUUUUUUGGAAACCCUAAUUUCGCCAGCCAGCUCGAAGAGGGUGUGUGUGUGAUCAAUCUAAUCCAAAAAGCAGCAUUUUUCAGGUUUCUCGGUGAAAGUUUUAAGCUCUAUUUAUUUUAUUUUAUUUGGGGGUUACUGCUUUUUGUCAACAAACAUCCAUUGGUUGGUUGUUGUUAUUAUAAUCUCUGAAUCUGCGGUUGUUGUGGGUAUCUCUGUGCAUGCGUGUAACUCGGCUUUGAGGAUCUCUGAUUCGUAGUUAAGUUAGAAAAAAAGUUGGAAUUUUUAGGUUACCCAGAUCUUCUUCUAUAGUGGCUUUAGGGGAUUGGAAUAGAAAGAUCGGAUUUUGAUUUAGAAACCAUGGAUGGGAAUGCUGGUAACUACACUGAUAAGACGAGAGUGUUGGAUAUCAAACCAUUGCGUACUCUAAGACCUGUUUUCCCCAGUGGAAAUCAAGCUCCGCCCUUUGUGUGUGCACCUCCUUUUGGACCAUUUCCACCUGGCUUCUCAUCUUUUUAUCCGUUUACUUCUUCUUCUUCUUCUCAAACGAAUCAACAUACACCAGAUCUUAAUCAAGCUCAGUAUCCACCAAUCAGCAGCCUCAGAAUCCACCUGUAUAUCAGCAGCAGCCUCCUCGGAAUGUAUCUGAGCCUUCCAUGGUUACUCCUCUCAGGUCUUUCAGAUCUCCUGAUACCUCUAAUGGCAACAUGGAACAGGACCUUGAGGGGUUGACCGUGAAAAGAAAGAUCCCUAAGAAACGUGCAAUUGCAAAUCCGAAUUUCGAGAGUGGGAUUAGCAUCUCUGAUAGAGAGAAUGGUAAUAGGGAUUUGGUGGUGAGUGUUCUUAUGCGGUUUGAUGCUUUAAGAAGAAGGUUUUCACAACUGGAGGACGCCAAGGAAGCUGUUAGCGGUAUUAUCAAACGGGGUGAUUUGAAGUCAGGAUCUAUCUGUAUGAGCAGUGGGGUCCGGACGAACACCAAGAAAAGACCUGGUAUUGUCCCUGGUGUCGAGAUUGGGGAUAUAUUCUUCUUCAGGUUUGAGAUGUGUUUGGUGGGUUUACAUUCUCCAUCAAUGGCUGGGAUUGACUAUUUGGUUGUUAAGGGUGAAACGGAAGAAGAACCUAUCGCCACUAGCAUUGUGUCAUCUGGAUAUUAUGAUAAUGACGAAGGUAAUCCCGAUGUUCUGAUCUAUACUGGUCAGGGUGGUAAUGCUGAUAAAGAUAAGCAGUCAUCUGACCAAAAGCUUGAAAGGGGUAAUCUUGCCUUGGAGAAGAGCUUGCGUAGAAAUAGUGCAGUUAGGGUAAUAAGGGGCUUGAAAGAGGCUUCUCACAAUGCUAAGAUCUAUAUUUAUGACGGACUCUAUGAGAUCAAAGAGUCAUGGGUAGAGAAAGGAAAAUCUGGUCACAACACCUUCAAGUAUAAAUUAGUGAGAGCUCCUGGUCAACCUCCUGCGUUUGCUACAUGGACUGCAAUCCAGAAAUGGAAGGUGGGUGUGCCUUCAAGGCAAGGACUCAUUCUUCCGGAUAUCACUGGUGGGAUCGAAGGUAUACCUGUUUCACUUAUGAAUGAAGUUGAUACCGAUAAUGGGCCUGCUUAUUUCACCUACUCGAAAACAGUGAAUUACUCGGAGUCGUUUAAGCUAACACAGCCUUCUUUUGGCUGUGAUUGUGCCAACUCAUGCAAGCCAGGGAACUUGGACUGUCACUGCAUAAGGAAAAAUGGAGGUGAUUUCCCCUACACGGGUAAUGGAGUUCUAAUUAGCCGCAAGCCUAUGAUAUUUGAAUGCAGUCCAUCUUGCCCAUGCUCGACUUGCAAAAACAAGGUGACUCAAAUGGGAAUAAAAGUGAGGCUGGAAGUUUUCAAGACAGAGAAUAGAGGAUGGGGAUUGCGCUCAUGGGAUGCUAUUCGUGCUGGUUCGUUUAUAUGUAUAUAUGCAGGUGAGGCAAAAGACAAAUCGAAGGUGCAGCAAACUAUUGCUGACGAUGAUUAUACCUUUGAUACAACCCGUGUCUAUAACCCUUUCAAGUGGAACUAUGAGCCUGUCUUAGCCGAUGAAGAUGCUUCUGAAGAGAUGUCUGAAGAAUCUGAAAUGCCGCUGCCGAUGAUAAUCAGUGCUAAGAAUAUUGGGAACGUUGCCCGGUUCAUGAAUCACAGUUGCUCCCCUAAUGUUUUCUGGCAGCCAGUUACUUAUGAAAAUAACAGUCAACUCUUCGUGCAUGUCGCCUUCUUUGCCAUAUCUCACAUCCCUCCACUGACUGAGUUAACUUACGACUAUGGAAUCUCUAGACCAAGCGGGACUCAAAAUGGCAAUCCUUUAUAUGGCAAAAGGAAAUGCUUUUGUGGAUCAGAGUAUUGCCGUGGCUCAUUUGGAUGAUGAUGGCUAGAAUAACGAUAUAUGGUGAACAACUGGAGUCGGAUGUUUUUGGUUGCAAAAGCUGGAGUGUUGAGUUCUGAUCGGUGGAAUCGAGUGCUUUUUGGUGGCAACUAGAGUUUUAAGUCUCUUUGAUCUUCACUUCAACAGCAUAAGACGCAAGCUGUGAAGUAAUUUUACUGCUGCUCUAGCAAAAACCUUAUCUAUUUCUCGGAUUGUGGAUAAUGGGCACCUCAUGUUUUUCUCAUGUAAUCUUAUUAUUAGAUUAGUGUUCAAAUCGGUUGAAGGACAAAUCUCUGGAAACUCUUAUCCUUUUUUGAUUAAAGAGUAUAUGAAUGUGAUAAAAGGGUACGAGUCAAUCA
Molecule: messenger RNA, 2891 nt
Organism: Camelina sativa (false flax)
Lineage: Eukaryota; Viridiplantae; Streptophyta; Magnoliopsida; Brassicales; Brassicaceae
Source: RefSeq, a predicted model, not a curated record